GGUGAUCCAAUUUUUGCUUGCUUUAAUUUUUUUGAAGUCGUGCGCCCCACAUGAAAUAAAGCGUGGUUUGCACUUUGCAUGCACCCAUCAACGAAAGGGUCCCUCACAUUCCAAUUUUUCAGCUUUUCCAAAAAAGCACUUUUCUAACACCAACCACCUUCAUCAUCACCACCAUUUCAUUCAUCAUCCUUCAAACGACGUCGUAUCCCUCUAAUCCACAUUCAUCAACAACAUUUUUUAUUCAUAACAACGCCGUCGAUUCUGUUACGGUAAUUUAACAUUUGCAACGAAAAUAGAGACAUUAUAUAUAACGACGUCGUUUUCAUCGCAAUGCCGAUGAUAAGAUGCAAAAGCGUUAGCGAAAUUCUCGCACCUCUUCCAUCACCGAUACCUACUGGCAGAGGAUCGCGUUCCGCCGCUAACGAUGUUUUCAUCCAGUUUCUCGAGGAGAAGCUCCAGUUACCGGAACUUACAUUACCGGAAUCUCACAUUCCACCGUCACCGGCGGAAAUCGAUCUCCGGUUUCUACCACAUGCAUCUGCCGGUAUGCUUCUUCGCUCCGUUAAGGAAUUCGGCGCGUUCCGGAUACGGAGCCAUGGAAUCUCCGGUAAUGAACUCGAAACUAUAGCGGAGGAAUCAGAGGGCGUUUUCAAAGACGCGAAAAAGGUGUACGUUGAGAGGAACGGACGCUGCGGAGGGAUGAUUCCAUGUGUUCGAUCUAGCAAUGGAGCAAUGGAAUUCACCGCUCACAAUCAAAAGCAUCGGAAAUUUUGGGUUCAUAUGGGGAAUGUAGCAAGUAGAUUGGAUAAUAUAGUGGAGCAAGUGACUCUGGCUCUACAACAGGACACAUCUCAAGAUUUUAAGGAGCGGAUUCAAGAGACAGAGUCUGUGAUUUGCCUUUGCAGGUAUCCCCAUGACAAUACCCCCAAAAGAAAUGAACGUGUCUCGGGUCUUACGAAGGGCAUAUUAUCGGAACAUGCUUUGCGCUUCUACCUUCCGAUGGAGCAUUGCAUAUUUUACGUUCAAACUGAAAGAGGUCCUCUCUCAUUUGAUGCAGGUCCAGAGCAUAUAGUUGUCACUGUUGGCAAGCAAUUAGAGGAUUGGAGCAACAACGUAUUCAAAUAUGUUCCUGGGGAAAUGAUCUUCAUGCCGAGUUUCCAGAGUAGCAACGACGCCUCUUUCUCCAUAGAGCUUACAUGCUUGGUCUCUCCAAAUCAAAAUCACAUAUUAAACAAUUAUGACAAGAUAAUAUCCUUAAACGAUCAAAUCCUUAUUGUACUUUGUCUUGUAUUUUUAUACAAAUUUCUAUACUUCAUCUUUUCUUGAUCCUUAGAACACGGUUGCUCCAUUUUCUUUUCUUUGGAUGCCUUUUGUGUGUGUUCAUGAUGUUGCUAUGCCCAAAUACGUAUUUUUUUUCUCUAAUUUAUUUACGAAGGCCAUUUUGAUGUACA
Medicago truncatula (barrel medic) is the source of this 1451-nucleotide messenger RNA. RefSeq lists its product as uncharacterized. The record is from RefSeq and is a predicted model, not a curated record. The transcript is spliced from 3 exons. Bases 331 to 1326 code for a protein of 331 amino acids. NCBI's taxonomy places the organism in Eukaryota, Viridiplantae, Streptophyta, Magnoliopsida, Fabales, Fabaceae.